Talaromyces marneffei is the source of this 1476-nucleotide messenger RNA. RefSeq lists its product as uncharacterized. The transcript is spliced from 2 exons. Bases 1 to 1476 code for a protein of 491 amino acids. The record is from RefSeq and is a predicted model, not a curated record. Lineage: Eukaryota; Fungi; Ascomycota; Eurotiomycetes; Eurotiales; Trichocomaceae.
AUGGCUACUGACCAAGGACGAAAAGAACGUCCGUCUCCCUUACAAACACCUAUACCUCCGGCUUCGGGCUACACCGAUUCAACUGCCGUCUCACCUGCCCUAUCUUCAUUCUCCUCCCCUUCACGAUUGCAGAAUAAAAAGUUUUCAAGCUCCGUCUCUUCCUUACUACCAUCCCCCGGGAUAGGUAUCACUAUGGAGCGCACAGGAUCUCUGCCAAUUCAAUUAGCAGGUGUCAAAGAGGAGCGCAGUAAAGAUAUUGAAGAAGAAUACUUUGGGUUCGACCAAGUGUUUGAGCCUGAUGGAAUGACCAGCGAGGUCUACGACUUGACAGACCAUCCUGUGUACUACGAAAUUGAACCACCAAAGCGAUUGCGCUCGGAGAGCCAAUCGUCACGAGGGUUGUCAAGAAUUGGAUCUAGAAUCUCAUCUAUGUCAUCGCGAUGGAUGUCAACGGCGCGAUCAUCCGGGGGAACAUAUGUUACUGAUAUUCUGGACGACGAGUUGCGAUCACGAGCCAAUUCAGCCGCCUCGUCGACAUCCCAAAUCACCUCCAUCUCUCAAGAAGUACUUCCGCCGGCAAGGACCUCUCUUGAUAAGUCGCGUUUCAGCGGGCACAGCGUAGGAGCGAUAUCCAUCGAAAAAGCCAACAGCCUGGCUGCCGACGAGGAAGACGAAGUUGGAGCCAAGGCCAGCACACCAUUGCUUCCACCUGUCUGGAGUGAAUUCCCAUCUACCAAUCCCGACUCGGAAAUCGCGUCCCCAUUACCAUCUCCUACUGUCGCAGACGUGUUCAAUGAGGAGGAUACUUUGCCAGCAAUGACAAGCACACGUACAUCUAUACACCGAUCUCCGCCAUUGUCCACGAAGCCUUCUGUAUCGUCCUUGACAACAAGAGCUCGAGGUAUGACUUUGAGGACGACAAUCUCCGGCGAAGGAGCUCCACCUUUAGUCUUGACUGAGGGAGACGAUGAAUGGUCUGCCAAACUUGGACACGCCAACUUCACCAUUCACCCAGAGCCAUAUAUCCCCGAGACUUCUGACGCGAGAACAUUCCGCCAAUUUCGGGAUGACUGGGACUUGGCGCGCACCAACUAUGCCAAGCAUCUCGUUCGCACGGGGGAGCACUACGGAGAAACCUCGAUGAUCUACAAGUUCACCAAGGAGAAAUGGGAAACCAUUGAGGAUGAAUGGAAGAAGAACUUGGAAACAAUUGUCACCAAUGAUGUCAAGUUCGGCGCUAUUCUUGGCUUGACCAAGUCCAACAUGAGUCCCACCGAAGCCAUCAAAAUCCCUCGUAUACACGACAACGAAAAGUUCCCCGAGCUAGGGGACGAGGAGAUCGUCGGACCCAUGUCAGUUGCGCCUGCCAUUCACUCCACCCAGCGAUGCAAGUCACCCAAGCGACGAAACGUGUUUCGCUUUUUGCACAACCUUGUCAACCGUCCUGCACCUGGCCUUGCCGCGACGCGUGCUUAA